AUGGUGAAGGCGGUGGUCGGCGACGAGGCGCACCUCAAGGCCUUCGAGGAAACGCUCGCCUCCUCCUCCUCCUCUCCUCCACCUCAAGCCCAGGUGGGCCUCGUCGUUGGCAAGCUCAGCGCAUCCUCCGACCGUGCCCUCGUCUACGCCCUGCUCCCCACGCCGCUCACCGACGCCGCCGCACCCGCAUGCUCCCUCCGCGCCGCCCCCAAGUCCAAGCCUUCCAAGGGCGGCGGCAGAGGCUCUUCCUCCUCCUCCUCCUCCUCGGACGCCUCUCUCGACUUCGAUGUCGAAUGGAUCGCCGAGCACGCGCGGCAGGUGUCUAGGAUGCUGCUCGGUGGUAUGAGUGUCGUAGGUGCUUACGUAUGGGCUUCCGAGGCAUCAUUCAAGGCCACAUCCCCUGCUGUAUUAUCGCAGGUUAUUCGAGCGAUUUCCCAAGCCUGCUAUGGCAGUGCAUCCGGUGAGAGGCUGCUCAUCCACAUUUCUUACAGUCCUCGAAGAUGGGCCUGUCGUAUAUGCGAGGUUGCAUCAGCAAGUCUGCGUCCGUGUGAUUUUAAAUACAGCAAACUAUUAUCUUCUCUUCAAACUUUCAGAUGCACAUAUAAUUUUGAGAUAAGGCUAACAUCUGUUCAAGCUGAGCCAUUUAAGAAAGUUAUUUUGAAGGCAAUCAGUCAUCUCACAGAGGAAGUGCAGAAUGCCAGAGCUUUGGUCAAUGGGCUUCUGUUUUCAGAAGACAUGAACAUUAGUACAGAGGACCCACACCAAGUUGAUUUUCUUGUGCCAUUCAAUAAUGAUGUGCCUGUUGAAGAAUGCAGUUUAGAGGGAGUUGCUGGGCUUAUUCGCUUUGUUGGAUCUGUCAGCGCCUUGGCGUAUUUAGGCCCGAAAGAAUCUAUUUCAGAAGCUAUAUCUGAUCUAAAGGCAGACAUCAUUACAAGUCUAAAAAGCAGGUUGGAUAUAAUCCUUGAUGAGGCAGAUGAUGGCCCUGCCACUGAUGAAUUGGAAAAAUCACCAUCUCAGAAGGCUACUCAAGUUAUAUUUCAUGAGUUGAGAGAACCUUAUAGUUUCUCAUUCCCAAGAAGAGUUCUGAUACCUUGGUUGAGUGGCACCUAUGUUUGUGAUUACUUGCAACAAUCAGAGACAGCAGAGGAUGCUUUGGAUCGCUGCAAGGAAGUGAUAGCAUUGGAAACAGCCGUGGAGAGCUCUUCAAUCCUGGAAUCAGAAAGUGCAGCACCUUGUAGCACACUAGAAUCCUUUUGGGAUAUGGUGCCUGGAUCUCGCAGCGGAGGACAAGGUGGAUCCAGCAAGCUGAAGGACAGUCAUUCUGUACAGAACGAUGAUUCAAGCAAAAGACAAGGUGGUGGGAAUUUCAACAUCGUAGCUGCUCUGAUCGUGCUACUGGUUGCUCUGAUAGCUGGAUUGGUAUUCUCACACUGCUGGUUCCAAUACCUGAACCCACCUGCACUAUAA
Molecule: messenger RNA, 1467 nt
Organism: Miscanthus lutarioriparius
Lineage: Eukaryota; Viridiplantae; Streptophyta; Magnoliopsida; Poales; Poaceae
Source: the annotation of a GenBank genome assembly